AUGCAUCUCUACGUGGCCAUCAUCGCGGCCCUGAGCCUCACUGUCCAGGCUUCCCCGCGGCACGGACGCCUCCGAAUCCUGACCCGGGCCAACGACACGGAGAUAGCAUGUGGCCCGAACACGUACAGCCUCACCUCGGUGAGGUUGGCCGCCGACGCGGCUUGCCAGCACGUGGAUGCUGGGACAACGGCCGGCAGCUCGAGCUAUCCUCAUACGUACCGGAACCAGGAGGGGUUCGACUUCAAUGGGGUUGACGGACCUUUUGUCGAGUUCCCGAUGAAGACGAGUGGUGUUUACAAAGGCGGCAAGCCUGGCGCCGACAGAGUCAUUAUCAACCAGAAGUGUGAUUUGGCGGGCCAGAUCACCCAUUCGGGAGCCCAGGGCAAUGCCUUUGUGGGGUGCGAGGGGACGGAUUGA
This is a messenger RNA of Colletotrichum spaethianum, 417 nucleotides long. RefSeq names its product guanyl-specific ribonuclease F1. The record is from RefSeq and is a predicted model, not a curated record. The transcript has 2 exons. The coding region runs from base 1 to 417 and encodes 138 amino acids. Lineage: Eukaryota; Fungi; Ascomycota; Sordariomycetes; Glomerellales; Glomerellaceae. Gene Ontology annotation, molecular function: RNA nuclease activity; RNA binding.